Rhodotorula graminis WP1 is the source of this 882-nucleotide messenger RNA. RefSeq lists its product as uncharacterized. Bases 1 to 882 code for a protein of 293 amino acids. The record is from RefSeq and is a predicted model, not a curated record. Gene Ontology annotation, molecular function: transcription coregulator activity. Lineage: Eukaryota; Fungi; Basidiomycota; Microbotryomycetes; Sporidiobolales; Sporidiobolaceae. Gene Ontology annotation, biological process: regulation of transcription by RNA polymerase II. The transcript has 2 exons. Gene Ontology annotation, cellular component: core mediator complex; mediator complex.
AUGGUCCAGCCUACGGCACGUCCGCCUCGACGACUGAGCCCGGCCGAGGCCGCCCAGAUCCCCUCGACCUCGCUCCCCAUCGGCGCCCAGAUCUCGCAUCUCAUCCACGACUUCACCGACCUCUCGCUCGACCUGUUCACCAUCCUGUCGUCGCCGUCAACAUCGAGUGCGGGCACGAGGCCGACCGCGCCCAUCUACGACCAGCUCGCCGCCGUCGACGACAAGCUCGCGCGCCUCCUCGUCCUGUACGACGCGCACCAGGCGCACCAGCAGCGCGUCGACGCCCUCGUCGCCCAGCUCGGCACCCUCGACGCCGCGUGGCACGCGUCGGCGUCGACCCUGCGCGAGUGCACCCAGUCGCUCGCGCCCGUCGUCGAGUCGGGCGCGCUCGACCGCGCCGCCAUCCUCGCCGCGUCGCGCGCCGGCCCGGCCCUGUCGCCCUCGUCGCUCCUCCAGUACGCGCGCCUCCUCGCGCCCUUCACGUCGGCCCCGCCAAGCUCGCUGUACCCGCCCGAGGACAAGCUCGACCUGCGCGGCGUCGGCGCGACCGACCCGACGGGCAGGUCCCUCCCGCCGGGCGCCAUCCCGCCGUUCCCGACCGACGCCGUCAUGCGUCGCGGCAGGCUUCAGUUCGGGCGCGAGGGCCUCUUGCACGGGCUCGGCGAGACGAACGAGGUGGGAGCUCGACGAGAAGGUGCCGAAGGAGGUGCAGCAGAGCAGGCGAGCCGGCCCGACGCGGCGGCGCGGCUCGAGCAGGAGGCAAAGGCGCACGAGGCGACGAGGGCAGGAGCCGCGCCGUUCGAGGGCGGCGCAGCUGGGGCGGCGGGCGAUACGGACGACGACGAGUUCGACUUUGACCUCGACUUGAACCCGGACUUGUAA